Messenger RNA from Triticum turgidum subsp. durum (durum wheat), 579 nucleotides. NCBI's taxonomy places the organism in Eukaryota, Viridiplantae, Streptophyta, Magnoliopsida, Poales, Poaceae. The record is from the annotation of a GenBank genome assembly.
AUGCGAUGGUACUUUGGAGAAAAUGGGUGGCCUUCUUCAAAGAUAUUGGAGACAGCACCUUCAAGCGACGAAGACAAGGAGAAGUUAGUUGACGUUAUUCAGGACUGGAAAACAGAGAGGUACAAAGCAAUAAUCAAAUCUGGAACUGUGGAGCCUAGACCUGGUGUUUUGCGGCUGAUGGACGAAGUUAAGGGUGCGGGCAUCAAGCUUGCAGUUUGCUCUGCGGCAACUAAAAGUUCAGUGGUGUUGUGUCUUGAAAAUCUUCUUGGACUUGAAAGAUUCAAUGGUCUGGACUGCUUCCUCGCUGGCGAUGAUGUUAAAAUGAAAAAACCCGAUCCAUCGAUAUAUAUUACAGCAGCAAAGAAAUUAGGAUUGGAAAGCAAGAACUGCCUUGUGGUAGAAGACAGUGUCAUUGGACUACAGGCAGCAAAAGGAGCAGGGAUGUCAUGUAUAAUAACAUACACACCUUCAACUUCUAACCAAGAUUUCAAGGAUGCAAUUGCAACCUAUCCUGAUCUCAGUAAUGUGAGGCUUGAGGACCUGAAGCUACUGCUCCAAGAAUCUCUCGUCACUGGAUAG